ACUGUCAACAAAUGCAACACAGUAAAUGUAAUUAUUUUAGGGAUGCACAUUCACGAUAAGAUGAAAAGUUGAUGCACUCUUAUGCAUAAGCUUACACUGCAAUUAUUGUUUUUUAUCUUUGUUAAAAAUCAUAAUGUCAGCAUAUAGCAGUGAAGAAAAUCACAAAAACAUUUCUAGUCUAGGAAACGUUAUGAUGUAAACUAUGUUCCCUUCGAUUCUUGCAUAGUUACCUAAUAUGCAAUAAACACAGUUAUUUUCCUGUGUAUGGUUUAGGUAAUGUGGGAAGGUUUACACUGAAGCAAAACAAACACAAAUGGGCUAAAUCGGAAUGCUUUUUUUAAGGGGAUACGUCCAUUGUUGUGCUGGAAGUGGCGCGUUCUUAUAACGCAUACGUCAUCAUUAUGCGACCUCACGAGAAUCAUUAAGCGGCACUUCAAUGCUAUUGAAUGGAGAGAGGGAAUACUACAGUUUAGUCUAGAGUAGUGAAUCCAACUUCUCAGAUAAUUCCAUAUAGUUAAAUAGAGGAAGUAUUUAGAAAUGAUCGACACGAUUGAAAAAGAGGACACUAUUAUCAGCGAGGAGGAGGCUGCUCAAUAUGAUCGUCAGAUUCGCCUCUGGGGUCUGGAUGCUCAGAAAAGACUUAGAGGAUCACGAGUACUUCUUGUUGGACUUCGGGGUCUUGGUGCAGAAGUUGCAAAAAACCUUAUUUUGGCUGGAGUGAAAGGGUUGACUCUUCUGGAUCAUGAGCAGGUGACAGAGGAGUCUAGACGAGCUCAGUUCCUGAUCCCAGUGGAUGCAGAUGGACAGAACCAAGCUCAGGCGUCUCUGGAGAGAGCACAGUUCCUUAACCCCAUGGUAGAGGUGAAGGCAGACACCGAAAAAGUGGAAAACAAAUCAGAUGACUUUUUCUACCAGUUUGAUGCUGUUUGCUUGACUGGAUGCUCCAGAGACCUCAUGGUGAAAGUAGACCAAUUGUGUGCCCCCAGAAACAUCAAGGUCUUCUGUGGAGAUGUAUUUGGCUACCACGGAUACAUGUUUUCCAACCUUGGCCAGGAGCAUCACUAUGUAGAAGAGAAGCCCAAAGUGGUGAAAAGUUCUGAUGAGGCUAAUGAUGGUCCAGAGGCAAAGAAAGCAAAGGUGGACCCCAAUGAGACCACCAUGGUGAAAAAGACGGUGAGUUUUUGCUCUCUCAAAGAGGCCCUGGAGGUUGACUGGACCAAUGAGAAAGCCAAGAGCAAUAUGAAGCGCGUCCCCUCUGACUACUUCCUUCUGCAAGUGCUUUUGAAGUUUCGUACGGACAAAGGUCGCGAUCCUCAGUCAGUCAGCUUCGCCGAAGACUCGCGCCUACUCCUGCAAAUCCGUGACGAUGUUCUUGAAACCAUGGGUGUGAACUUGGAGCUGCUUCCCAACACUUUUGUCAGUUAUUGUUUCUCUGAGAUGUCUCCAGUGUGUGCUGUAGUUGGCGGAGUUCUUGGACAAGAAUUAGUCAAGGCGUUGUCUCAAAGAGACGCUCCGCACAGGAACUUCUUCUUCUUCGAUGGGCUGAAGGGCAGCGGGGUGGUGGACUACUUUGGAUCCAACUAAGUGGCCCCUGGAGAACGUGGAGAUCUGAGCACAUGCGAUGUGCGGGGCAUUUGUGCUCUCGAAACACCGCGGAGUGCCAGUGGCCGCAGGCAUCAAAAUCUGUCUUUAGACUGUACCUUUGCAUAGCAGUAUGCCAUGUGCUAACUGAUGCCAAAAGCAAGAAGAACAUGUUGUUGAGCUUUUUGUGUAAACACAUUUUUCACCAGGGUUAAUCGAGACUUGCAAUUUCUAAGUUUUUUUAUUAAAAUAAAAACAAUAAAAACGUAAAAAAAUGG
Messenger RNA from Misgurnus anguillicaudatus (oriental weatherfish), 1859 nucleotides. RefSeq names its product SUMO1 activating enzyme subunit 1 (gene sae1). The record is from RefSeq and is a predicted model, not a curated record. Gene Ontology annotation, molecular function: SUMO activating enzyme activity. Gene Ontology annotation, cellular component: cytoplasm; SUMO activating enzyme complex. Gene Ontology annotation, biological process: protein sumoylation. Lineage: Eukaryota; Metazoa; Chordata; Actinopteri; Cypriniformes; Cobitidae.